CAAAUAAAGCGGUUGACUGUUGUUCGAUAAGGACACUCUCGCUGUGGUUUCUGUCACUCAAAGACACAAAUACCACUGAUAGAGUGCAGUCAUGUAUGUCAAACCAAUACUUUGGAUACUACUCUUCAGCUCUGUCCAAGAGGUGUCACUGCAGGAGUAUAAUUAUGAUUAUGAAACAUACGAGGAUCCACAGCCUCUGAGCUGCUUAAUCCCCGAGAACAUCAAAGGUGGAAAUGUCACCUACUCACAGGGAGGGAUGGAGGGAAGUGUGCUGACUUAUCACUGCGGCCCGGACCAAUACCCUUUCCCCGUCAGUUCCAGGCUCUGCGGCAAUGAUGGGGAGUGGUCGGUCAUGAGAUCAAACAAUGGAAGACAGACUUCACGGGCCAUAUGCAAAGACAUCUUGUGUCCGGCUCAGCUCCAGCUGGAUCACGGUGACUUCUGGCCCCGGGACCAGUGGGCCCGUGUUGGGACGACGCAGACCUUCUCCUGCCAGGAAGGGUUCACCCUGUACGGCUCAGCCCAGAGGAACUGCACCAUGUCUGGGGAGUGGACAGGAACCACUCCCAUCUGUGACAACCAUGCUGACGACUGUAGUAACCCAGGCAUCCCACCGGGGGCUCAGAGGUCAGAGGGUCGCUUUCAAACAGGGGAGAAAGUGAUCUACCGCUGCCAGGCUGGUCUGGAUCUGCUCGGGUCGGCUGAAAGGGAGUGUCUGGAGAGCAGGGAGUGGAGCGGCUCAACACCACGCUGCCAAGGCGCACAUAUGUUUGACUCCCCCAGUGUUGUGGCAGCAGCCAUGGCUGGGUCCCUUGCAGGAGUCAUGGAUGUUAUCUCACCGGACUCCAAAAAGACUGAAUCGUCGGCGUCCUUUGCCCGCACCGUCCUUGUGUCUGAAGGCAGUCGUAUAAACGUUUACAUUUUACUGGACACAUCAGGAAGCAUCACAAAGCAGGACUUUGAGUUAUCCAGGAAUGCAACCAUUGCUCUCAUCAGAAAGUUGGACAGCUACGAGGUUCAGCUGAGGUUCCAUGUGUUGUCAUUUGCCACUAUGGUAAAAGUCAUUGUAGACAUCACACACUCGGAUAUCAGUGGAAACAUUGACGACGUCAUUUGGAAUCUGGAGGGUUUCAACUAUACCAGCCAUGGGCGUAAGACAGGAACUAACCUCCACGCUGCCCUCUAUGGAGUCAGUGAGAAGAUCAACUUCCUCAAGCAAAACAGCGCCAACAACCAUUUUAAUGAGACUCAAAACAUCAUCAUUAUAGAAACAGACGGUUACUCCAACACAGGCAAAAAGCCUGAGAUUGCCCUGGCCCAAAUCCGGAGUCUGCUAGGUUACCGAGAUCAAACCAAUGAUAACACAGAUGAAACCAAGCUGGAUGUCUAUGUAUUUGGUAUCGGCAGCAAAGUAAAGAAAGAUCAGUUGAACUCCUUAGCCUCAAAGAAACGUGGUGAGCAGCACUUAUUCGUUGUGCGAAACUACCAAAUACUUGGAGAGGUGUUCAACAGCAUCAUAAGUGACAAGAGUGUGACCAUGUGUGGGAUAGCUCAGGAAUGGGAGGAGCAUACGAAAACCCACACCAGACCCUGGCAUGUCACUGUGGAAACAAUCAAUAAGAUAACGCCAGCGUGUGUUGGAUCCAUUGUGAGCCAGAACUGGGUGCUGACAGCUGCUCACUGCUUCGCCAGGGCGAGCACAGAAGACCCUCCGAAGGUGCACAUUGGUCACGGUGAGGGCAGGGUGGUUUCCGAGAGGGUGAUCAUGCACCCCAAGUACAACACCAGGGCGCUCAAACACAGAAACGUAUCGGAGUUCUACGACUACGAUGUAGCUCUGGUUCAGGUGACCAAGAGUAUCCCGCUCUCAUGGAAAGCCAGGCCUAUCUGCUUGCCAUGUACUGUGGCAGCCAGCAGAGCCAUGAAGAGAGUCAACUCCACCUGUCAGGAGCACAGGAAGGAACUACUACCGCACGAGGAGACAGCCGCCUUUUUCAUCCAUAAGAACGACAAAAUCAAACAAACACAUAUCCAGACGGAGAGUCAGAGACCCAGCUGUGUGGAGAAGGCGAGGCAAACACUCAAAGACCCCACCAAUGUGACUUUGGAUGAGUACAUACCCGACAGAUUCCUGUGUACUGGGGGGUCCACAGCAUAUAAGGACCCCAUCACCUGUAAAGGGGACUCUGGUGGAUCCCUUUAUCUGCAAAAAAGAAAGCGUUACUUUCAGGUGGGAGUCGUGAGCUGGGGCACCACAGACGUAUGUGACGCAGGCCUCAGAGGGACCAGCGACAAUCCGCCUCCCGAUGCACGAGACUUUCACAUCGACCUUUUCAAGAUAAUGCCGUGGCUGAAACAGCAUCUGGGUCAAGAGAUCCAGUUCCUGCCCGAGGUCGAACACCAAUAAUCAAUCAGCUGAGAACCGCCAAGAUUUACGCCAAAAUAAAGUAAUGCAGUUUUCAAUAUAGCUCACACAGGAAUAAAGGACAAUCGUAGACAGUGA
Molecule: messenger RNA, 2503 nt
Organism: Trematomus bernacchii (emerald rockcod)
Lineage: Eukaryota; Metazoa; Chordata; Actinopteri; Perciformes; Nototheniidae
Product: complement C2
Exons: 19
Coding region: 92-2407 (771 amino acids)
Biological process (GO): complement activation; proteolysis
Cellular component (GO): extracellular region
Molecular function (GO): serine-type endopeptidase activity
Source: RefSeq, a predicted model, not a curated record